Messenger RNA from Diabrotica balteata, 216 nucleotides. NCBI's taxonomy places the organism in Eukaryota, Metazoa, Arthropoda, Insecta, Coleoptera, Chrysomelidae. The record is from the annotation of a GenBank genome assembly.
AUGAGAAGACCAGUUAGUUUAAAAGUUGGUCUUUUAAAACUAACAAUCUUAUUCUCGGUAGGCCAGUUAAGUUCGUAUUUCACAACAAAAGAAUGGACCCGUGAGAAAAAAUCACUUUUGGGAAGCUUAGAGCAUAUUGAUGGUGGUACUGGUGCCUUGCUGUUUGCUUUCGACCAAUUAGUUAAAGCAUCUGAUCUAGAAUUCUAUUCUUUAUAG